Molecule: messenger RNA, 3084 nt
Organism: Aspergillus clavatus NRRL 1
Lineage: Eukaryota; Fungi; Ascomycota; Eurotiomycetes; Eurotiales; Aspergillaceae
Gene: nut1
Product: putative RNA polymerase II mediator complex subunit Nut1
Exons: 6
Coding region: 1-3084 (1027 amino acids)
Biological process (GO): regulation of transcription by RNA polymerase II
Cellular component (GO): mediator complex
Molecular function (GO): transcription coregulator activity
Source: RefSeq, a predicted model, not a curated record
AUGACGGAGACACCCCAGAAUAUGACAGCCCCCGGCCAAUGGGGGACAUUCCUGCACCAAUGUCUGAUGCACCGCAUCGAUGCUACCGAGUUCAAGAGUCUCUUGAAGCUGAUGUUCCAGAAAUGCCCAAUCACGGAAACGGCAUUGCUCGAUGCCCUGCUGCAGACUCGGCUCAAGUCCCGGAUCAAGUGGGAUCCACUGCUCCCGCUUUACAUCGACUGCCUUUGCAGGAUGGGCAGGGUCCGAACGUCCACCGUGUUGACGUCCCUGCUGAAAUACUCAUCUAUUCACGAAGACUCGCAGCCGCUUGUCCCCGCAGCUAAAGAGGGCUCCAAGGGCUAUACCCUUAUGACCGAUAUCCGGGUCAUUCAAGAUGCCAUGCUGUCCGUCUCGACGGGAGGCACCCCCAAGACCAUCGCAGAAGCCAUCGCCAUCUUCUUCUCCAUCAUUGACUGGAUCCAUGCGGUGGUUGCCUGGCAUCACAGCCACCUCGACCACAGCCAGCACCCAGGUGGUCUGAUGAGUUCUCCGGAUGUCGUCUCAGUGUUUGAGUCACUGGGGAUCCUUCUUGCGGCCUUGUCGGGUACUGGGAAGGGUCUAGAGGUUCUCUCGGCUGAUUCUCAUGAAGAGCUCAAGGUCAAGCUGGGGCAGGCGCUCUCGGCGUAUCUCCCGCUCUGUGUCGAGGUAUCAUUACCUCUCCGAAACAGACUGGAUGGACUACAAAAAGAAUUUCAUCUCUAUGGAGAGCCGUCGUCAAAAUCAUUGAAUGUUCCGAUGAUGGACAAUGUCAACGUCAAUGCUCUUCAAUUCGAGGCGUCCGUCAUGGACGGGCCAGUCAUCCAUUCGAGAGCAGGACUCUACGUAUAUAUCAAUGCAAUGCUUGUGGGACGUCCUUUGGUAGACGACAGCAUGCUGAUAAACUUUCUCGCCAACCGUUACGGGGGACAUUAUGAAGUCCUGAUAGAAGAAAUCAUCACCGCCGCCUUCGACGUUCUCUCCAACGCCAUGUAUCGCAACGAGUCCAGUAGGACCAUGUUCCUUUUCCGUUCGUUCCUGGUCAACAAGCUCCCUCCGUUCUUUGCCGCAAUGUUGGCAUCUACCAUGGUAUCUAUCCCUAUGGAGAUGUGUAUCAGCCAGGCAUUAGGCCGGCUUGACCCCAAUACAUUCCCGUCAUUCUCGCAAAUGUUCGAGAUGCAGGGCAACACCGUCCUGUCGGAUGUGCGACAAGAAUUCCUUUUCGCUUGCGCUUCGCAUAAACUCAUUCCCGAAUCCAGCAUUGAGCGAAUGCUGGGCGAGAACCCCAUGCAGGCCCUUCCAGUGGGGUAUAAUAAAGACGAGCUGGUGUCGCAGAUCAAUACCAACCCAGAGCGUGCGGAGCAGUUGAUCAACGAGAUCGAAUCGAUGGAGGGCAAUGCAGGAGCCAUCGUCGGCGCAAUCACAGAAAUUAUGCAUAAUCUAUGUAAUCAAAAAGAGACGGUGACAUUGAAGAAUAUUUGCAAUUCGUUAUCUCGGCGACCACAGGCACUCGACGUGAUCCUGCUUUUCCGGAGUGCCAAGCAGGUGCUGCAACCACUGUGCGGGCUGCUCGAUUCCUGGCAUUGGGACGAAGACCAGGGAGAAAAUCAGCCCGUGUACGAUGAGUUUGGAAGCAUUCUCCUCUUGGUGCUUGCGUUCAAAUACCGCUUUGAUCUGAGACCGGCCGACCUUGGCAUCUCGAGCAACGAUUCGUUUGUGCUGAAAUUGCUGGAACGCGGGUCGUGCAGCCAGAAACUGGACGCUCUCGACGAAAAGCAGAACAAGAACCUGGGCACAUGGAUUGCCGCUUUGUUCAUUGCCGAGGGAAUCAGCGAGGAGACCAUGUCGGCAUGUAGCCCGCAGGAGUUCUACUUGCUUGUGGCAACACUGUUUAGUCAAAGCUUGGGGGCGUGCGAGACCGGGAAGCUCGAGUUUGACACUCUCAAGGGAGGGUUUGAAUAUUUACUUGAACCCUUCCUUCUCCCGUCACUUGUUUUCGCCUUGACGUGGCUAGGGAACCAUAUCUGGGAGACGGAACCGGAACCCUCGAUCGCCCUGAAAGCGCUGCACUCGCUGGUGAACCCGAGCUCAAUCUCAGGAGAGGGGAGAGAGAUCCACCGGACGGUGCUGCACACCGUUGCGCGCAUGCUGGAAGAGCAGCUCAAAGACGUGCGCACGCGCCACCCCUCGCGCACCGACAUCAAGCCCAUCAUGGACUCGCUCGAGCCCUGUCUGUCGUUCCAGCGGGUGGGCAGCUGCCACCGGUCCGAGCUCGAGGGCUGGACGACGCACGCGGGCGGCGGCCUGCUGGGCAGCAUCCGCAGCACGUUCCAGGCGCUGGUGCUCUGGAGCGCGAACCCGGAGGUCAGCAUGGCGCCGCCGUCGUACACGCACCGGCAGGUGGUGGCGGGGAUCCGGAUGCUGGGGGCGGCGCGGGUGUUUGGAGCCCUGGUCGACGAGCUCGUGAAGCUGCAGACACAGACGCAGACGCAGACGCAGGCGGGCAGCAGCGACCUGGCGCUGGACCUGGCGGCGACGCUGGUGUGCGCGCCGCUGAGCGAGGCCUUUGCGGUGGAGCAGAACAGUCACCACCCGGUGGACCCGAGCAAGGAGGCGCUGCCGCGGUGCGCGGUGCUCACGCUCCGCGACGCGCUGGCGCUGCAGCACGAGAACGUGCCCAAGCUGGCGGAGAAGGAUCCGCUGCGCGCGGAGGUCGUCGUGCGGCUGGCGCGCCGCGUCGCCGCCCUCCUCGCCCCGCCAUCGCAGGUCCCCAACCUCGACGUCAACAACAUCAUCCAGAACAUGCAGCUGGGCAUUGAGGGGUCCGGCCCCAUGGAGCUGGACGGGCCCGGCCCCGCCGCCGAUGACGACGACGACGCGGAGAACAUCCAUCGGAUGAUCGACAAUGCGGCGGCGGCGGCGGCGGCUGCGGGCAUGGACUCCGGGGUUGGGGUCGGGGUCGGCCAGGGCACGGGGCUGGACACGAGCAUCGACGAUGUGUUGAACGCGGCGGACAUGGCGGUGGGCAACCCGGAGUUUCUGGAUCUCGACAUGGAGGGGAUGUUCUAG